This is a messenger RNA of Symbiodinium sp. CCMP2456, 1050 nucleotides long. The record is from the annotation of a GenBank genome assembly. Lineage: Eukaryota; Dinophyceae; Suessiales; Symbiodiniaceae.
AUGGGGCUCUCGUCUGAGGUUGAAGGACGCUACUCCCUGGAUGAAAUGGCAGGCACAUACAAGUUCGACAAGGCCACCUGCAUGCUUAGUGCGAAAGAUGAUGAAGCGGCUGAGUGCAUCAACAUCGGCCCAUUUUCCUUUGCACCCAUCCAGCCCACUCCCCUUCCCGAGCCCGAGAGCUUCGACAAGCUCCGCCUGCUGUGCGAAAGAGCCCGGGGCGAGAUGGAGGGCGAGUUCAUCUGCAACUCGGAGAUCAUGGCAGAGAUCCAGAAGGAAACGAAUGACGGGGCCCUGUUCGUGCUGCCUUCUCAACUGAAUGGCGCCGAGUACCCUUCGCACAAUAGCGUAGUGAAGCACGUCGAGGAGUACAUGUACGACAAUACCGGUGGUCCCCGAGGACAGUUAGCGGCCCACCCCGCCGCAGCGCAGUUUGUGCUAGACAAUGCUGCGCACGAGAAGCGGAAGGACGGCAUCAAUGCCGUCGACGAGCUGGAGAAAACUCCAGGCUGCGGCGUUCGGCUGCACAACGGCUACUUAGAGGUCCAGGAAGUUGCUGAUCUCAAAGGCUCAGAGGCCGCUUUCCAAUCCAAGCUGCACACUCUGCGCCCAUUGAUCAUGGAGGACAUCCCUGCAGUGGGCUUAACACCCAGCAAGAGAAGUCUCAAUGCCGGCAAACAUCGAGUAGGUCUGGUCUAUGCCUCCGCGGUUCCCGUGAACACGUACCUGAAUCGCGUCCAGAAGAAGGAGCAGCUGGAUCAUCAGAACUUCAUUGCAGCGUGCGUGCUCAGGGCCCAGUACUACGGCGCUCUGAAGCACGCUGCGCGCAAAGCUGAAGCUUCCAAGACGAGAAGAAAAGUCUACCUCAUGCCCUUGGGAGGCGGCGUCUUCAACAAUUCGUGGGAGCUGAUCGCCAGGAGCAUGGCGACUGCCAUCGAGAUGCUGGAAGACCGCGAGUUCGAAAGCCUGGAGAUUCAUCCACUGACAUGGUCUGGAUCUACGAAGGAGAAGAGUAGUCUGGAGGCGACCUUCAAAGCGUUGCUCCAGAAAUAG